AUGCGGACGGAAGACGCAAAGAAGCGGCGGGAGGACAUCGAAACGAAAGGCCUGGCGAAAGUCAUCACCAGUCAGGAGCAUAGCGAUACCAUGUUCGUGCAGUGUCACCCCAAGGGUACAAAAGGUACGGUGAACUCUCCAGGCAGCGUGAUGCCGGAGCUCGAUAGCCAUGCACCUAGUGCGAACAACCCUACGCCUCUUGAAUCGCGCUUCUCGCCCUGGCACGCAUGCGGCUCGGAUCACAAAGUAUAUCACCUAGGGAUGAGACGAUCUGCACACUUCUCGCUCGAAGGAUGUAUACUCCGGUUGCCGCCUGGCGACUACGGACACGAGGCAGCUGCUCGGCAAUGGGAAGAAACAUUUGGAGUUACGAGAAGUCGAGACCUCUUGGCGUUCACAAAUGCCAGGAUGGGCUUCGUUCCUGGCCAGAAUGCAUGCCCGGAAGGACUGGUCUCGAUAACGGUUGGUGUGAAGGGUCAGACAACCUUGAACGCCAUACUGCAGAGGGCAAGGAGAGCGGAAGUGUCCAGUGAUGGGAAUGUGAGCAUGUGCGGAGUUAGAUGGAACUUUGUCCUGACGGGCCACGGAGAUUCCAAACUUCAGGCGCAUGCCAAGAGCCUAAGUCAGCAGCUGCGGGCCAUUAUGAAGGUUGUUGGUCCCUGUUGUGCGCAGGAUCAAUGUUCGUCGCAGCAGCCUGGAGAUUGUCAGUGUUGCUUUGCAUCUCGAUAG
Didymella exigua CBS 183.55 is the source of this 729-nucleotide messenger RNA. RefSeq lists its product as uncharacterized. The record is from RefSeq and is a predicted model, not a curated record. Lineage: Eukaryota; Fungi; Ascomycota; Dothideomycetes; Pleosporales; Didymellaceae. The coding region runs from base 1 to 729 and encodes 242 amino acids. The transcript is spliced from 2 exons.